Messenger RNA from Talaromyces amestolkiae, 2499 nucleotides. RefSeq lists its product as uncharacterized. Gene Ontology annotation, molecular function: phosphoric diester hydrolase activity; GTP-dependent polyribonucleotide 5'-hydroxyl-kinase activity; ATP binding. The coding region runs from base 1 to 2499 and encodes 832 amino acids. The record is from RefSeq and is a predicted model, not a curated record. Lineage: Eukaryota; Fungi; Ascomycota; Eurotiomycetes; Eurotiales; Trichocomaceae. Gene Ontology annotation, biological process: tRNA splicing, via endonucleolytic cleavage and ligation. The transcript has a single exon. Gene Ontology annotation, cellular component: nuclear inner membrane.
AUGGUGGAACAAGAUCCCCAUGAAGUUCGCCAAAUGGUGCAAAGCCUAGAUGCCGCAACCAAGAGAAGCAGAAGCGAAUCGAGGAAAACCUUUAGCUGCAAAAAGUCAACCUUUGUUGUUGCCGGAUCCCAGAACAUCUCUGUGCAUUCAUGGCGGUUCAUGGAUUGGGAUUACAAGAGAUCAGACUUGCCCACCUACGCUCGCGGUCUGUUUACUACGAAACUCAAGGAUGGGCGUGAUGAAAUAUGUAUUCGGGGCUACGACAAGUUCUUCAACGUGGAUGAAGUAAACGAGACGAGGUGGCGCAACGUCGAGACCAACACGCGGGGCCCUUAUGAGCUCAGUGUCAAAGAGAAUGGAUGCAUUAUAUUCAUAUCAGGUCUGGAAGACGGCACGCUUCUGGUUUGCAGUAAGCAUUCAACCGGCAAACGGGCUGAUACACCAAUCAGCCAUGCUCAAGCUGGCGAGCAAUGGGUUGAAAGACAUCUCAGCAAAGUCGGCAAGACAGUCAAGGAAUUGGCAUUGGAGCUACGGAAGAUGAAUGUUACUGCUGUUGGCGAGCUCUGUGAUGACCGCUUUGAAGAGCACGUCCUUGCGUACGACGAAGAUGCGGCUGGAAUUUAUCUUCAUGGACUCAACUACAACCUCCCUGAAUUCACAACACUGCCUGGUUCAGAAGUACACAGAUUUGCCGAUGAAUGGGGCUUCAAGAAAGCCGAAUUCGUUGUCAUGGAGGACAUCAAGACAGUCAAGGACUUCCUGGACAAAUGCGCUGAAACGGGAUCAUGGAACGGUCGAGACACCGAAGGCUUCGUUAUCCGUUGUCAAUUAGGAGACGGCAAGUCAGACGGUUAUAGAGAUUGGUUCUUCAAAUACAAGUUCGAGGAGCCAUAUUUGAUGUACCGACAGUGGCGUGAAGCGACAAAGGCGGUAAUAGCAGGGAGAGUACCCAACAUCAGGAAGCACAAAAAGAUCACAGAAGAGUAUCUGAUAUACGCUCGACGACAAAUGGCCAAGGACCCCAAGAUCGCCAAACUGUACAACCAGAACCAUGGUAUCAUUUCCAUGAGGCAAGGAUUUUUGGAUGAGAGAGGACUGAAAGGUUCAGAAAUCAUUGCCAUGGAGAAUGAGGGGGAUCUCGAAUCGGAGAUGCCAGCUAGGAAUUUCGUCUUGGUUCCCGUUGCAUCGAUCGGAUGCGGCAAGACAACGGUUGCUUUAGCAUUGGCUAAUCUAUUUGACUGGGGCCAUAUCCAGAACGAUAACCUGGUCCAACAAAAGAAUAAAUCCCAAAAGUUCGCCUUGAUGGUAACAAACUCAUUAGCAGCCCAAAAUGCUGUCAUAGCGGACCGGAACAAUCAUCAGAAAAGAGAGAGGAAACAGCUCAUAGAUGAUGUGACGAAAAUCAUUCCCGAUGCCAAGUUCAUUGCGUUACACUGGGUCCAUGAGCCCAAGGGAUUGUUGCUAGAUGAUAUUCGGCACAUUACCAGAGAACGUGUUCUCACCCGAGGAGACAACCAUCAAACUAUCCGAGCUGGAAGCAAGGACAGUGGAGAGAUUAUCGGAAUAAUGGAGGGGUUUUUACAGCGAUUCGAGGCAAUUGAUACAGAUCGAGAACCUGACAUGUACUUCCACGAAGUCAUCGACCUAGACGUGAGAGAUUCAUCUCGUGAGAAUCUGGAAAAGAUUGUUACCAGGUUGCAUUCUGUAUAUCCGACCCUCGUCAAGCGAAUCCCCGAUAGCGCCGAGCUAGAUGCUGCUCUUGCAUCGGCACUGAACGAUUACCGCGUCGACACAGAUCUUAGCUGGGGAACCAGCAAAAAGACAGACAAGAAGGCAGAAAAGGCGUCCAAGAAGAACGACACCGCCAUCAGCGCCAACAAAGCCCAAGAUCCCAUGGUAUCGGCCAAGCACAUUGAGUAUAUCGGAAUACUGGUUCCUCCUACAGAUAUUCAGCAAGUUCUCACCUCGAUAUUCAACGACAACUCCGGCCCAGCAGAGCGAAACAAGCUGUACCACCACCUCAAGAACUCGCGCCGCAUCCAGCCCAGUUUCCAUGUAACUCUGAUCCAUCGUGCAGCCAGCAGAGAACAGCCGCAGAUUUGGGAACAAUACACCGAUCUGUACAUCAACCGAAUGAACGAGCGCGUCUCUCAGGGACUACCAAUCAACCCACCCACAAAACUAGCAGAUGCCCGCGUACGCGUUGAGCGACUGGUCUGGAAUGACGAGAUCAUGGCUUUUGUCGUGCGUAUUCUGGUACCUGAGGGAAACAAUAACAGCCAGGAGAAACUCCCUUCAUCGUGGCCCUGCGCCAACGCCGUGCCACAUAUCACAGUGGGUACAGCGAAUCCGGACGUCAAGCCCAAACAGAGCAACGACCUACUACAGAAGUGGUUGGAAUUCGGGUCCGGCGGUGAUACGGGGAUUUGGGAGGCGGAGAUUCCUGGUGUCAAGGUGCUGGAGGGUAGUAUUUUGCCUGUUAUGAUGAGGGGGAAGUAA